AUGUUCAACCAGAUCAUUUAUGGCCUGGCAGCCGUAUCCCUAUGGCAGGGCCAGGUUGCCGCAUCGCCUAGUCAAGGAUCUAGCCUUGAUCGCUUCAUUACCAAAGAAGCUGAUGUAGCCAUUAAAGGUGUCCUAGCCAAUAUUGGCGCUGAUGGCAAACGUGCAAAGGGCGCUGCACCUGGUGCUGUUGUAGCCAGCCCAUCGAGGACAGACCCAGACUACUGGUACACUUGGACCCGUGACUCAGCUUUGACAUACAAAGUCCUUGUCGAACGGUUAAUCCAGGGAGACAAGUCCCUUCAGCGCAAGAUUGAUGAGUACGUCUCUGCGCAGGCCAAACUACAGGGAACCUCCAACCCAUCUGGUAGCCCUGAGUCUGGUGGUCUAGGCGAACCAAAAUUCCACGUCAACCUCACCGCCUUCACUGGAUCCUGGGGUCGUCCGCAGCGCGAUGGCCCUCCUCUGAGAGCCACGGCCUUGAGUCUGUAUGCCAAUUGGCUUAUCUCUCAUGGAGAGCGCUCCAAAGCAGUCAACAAAGUAUGGCCCGUUAUUGAGAAGGACCUUGCCUACACUGUCAAGUUCUGGAACCGUACUGGCUAUGAUCUGUGGGAGGAGGUCAACGGCUCGUCCUUCUUCACUCUCUCAGCCACGCAUCGUGCUCUCGUCGAGGGAGCGGCACUUGCAAAGAAGCUCGGAAAGUCCUGCCCCAACUGUUCCGCCAGCGCUCCCCGCGUCCUGUGCUUCCUUCAAAGCUUCUGGGUGGGCGGCUACAUCGACUCCAACAUCAACGUCAAAGAUGGCCGCAAGGGCCUCGAUGCGAACUCUAUCCUCUCAUCCAUCCACACAUUUGAUCCUUCUUCAAAGUGCACAGAUUCCACAUUCCAACCAUGCUCGGCGAGGGCUCUUGCAAAUCAUAAGGCAGUCGUCGACUCUUUCAGAUCUAUCUAUGGCGUGAACAAGAACAGAGGACAAGGAAAAGCAGCUGCCGUUGGUAGAUACAGUGAGGAUGUGUACUAUGACGGAAACCCGUGGUACCUGGCCACUCUUGCUGCAGCAGAGCAGCUCUACGCUGCCAUCUAUCAGUGGAACAAGGCUGGUUCCAUCGUAGUUAACGACGUGUCACUGCCAUUCUUCCGGGAUCUCGUCCCCAAGACUUCCAAGGGUACAUAUGGCAAGAGCAGCAAGACCUUCAAGGCUUUGAUCAAGGCAGUCCAGACUUACGCCGACGGCUUUGUCUCUGUUGUUCAGACUUACACCCCCAAAGACGGUUCUCUGGCUGAGCAGUUUGACAAGUCAACUGGAACCCCCAAGUCAGCUGUUCAUCUCACCUGGUCAUACGCCUCGUUUGUCAGCGCCACUGAGCGUCGCGACGGCAUCGUAUCCCCAUCUUGGGGAGAGAGCAGUGCCAACAAAGUGCCCGGCGUGUGCGAGGCAGCCCCAGCCUGUGAUAAUAUUAUUAACUUUAGUGUGAAGAAUGUGGAGGUGACGUCUGACCAGAAGGUUUAUGUUGUUGGCUCUGUGACUGAGCUGUCCAACUGGUCUCCCGAGGAUGGAAUUGCACUGACAGAGUCCAAUGGCCUGUGGACGGCGAAGAUUAAGAUUCCAUCUGAUACGACGUUCGAAUACAAGUACAUUAAGAAGGCGACCAGUGGAACGGUCACUUGGGAGAGCGAUCCCAACAACCGGGCUGUUACUGGUAGCAAGUGUGGUAGUGCCACCACUCUUGAUGAUGAGUGGAGGUAG
Molecule: messenger RNA, 1743 nt
Organism: Fusarium sp. VM40
Lineage: Eukaryota; Fungi; Ascomycota; Sordariomycetes; Hypocreales; Nectriaceae
Source: the annotation of a GenBank genome assembly